AUGAAAAGAAUCCCCAUUUUCCUGUUCUCGUUAUAUAUGUUACCUCUGGGAGAUAUUAUCAGGAAUCAUAACAUACAGUUUCACUGCUACGCAGAUGACACACAGCUUUACAUCUCCUCACAUCCUAGCGAAACACACAAUUUUUCUAAGCUAUCAGACUGCAUCAGCGAUAUAAGUGAUUGGAUGGCACAUAACUUUCUUAUGCUAAACUCCAAUAAGACAGAGAUACUUGUUAUCGAACCGAAUCGCUACAAAUAUAAUAUGACAGACUACAAGUUGCCCAUAGAUGGCUGCACUGUGGUGCCAACCUCCACGGUUAAGAAUUUAGGUGUGAUGUUCGACAGAAAUGUAUCCUUCGACAGCCAUAUCUCCAAUGUCUGCCGCACAGCGUUCUUCCACCUUAGAAAUAUCUCAAAAAUACGCCAUAUGUUGUCUGCAUCAGAUGCAGAGAAGCUUAUCCACGCUUUUAUGACCUCUAAAAUAGACUAUUGUAACUCGUUACUCGGAGGAUGCCAUGCAAAUCAGGUAAACAAGCUUCAGCUAGUUCAAAACGCUUCUGCAAGAGUUCUUACUCGAUCUAAGAAGUAUGACCGCAUAAGCCCAAUUCUGGCAUCUUUACACUGGCUACCAGUUAAAUAUCGUAUACAAUUUAAAAUAUUACUAAUCACCUACAAAGCCUUAAAUGGCCUAGCACCCUCAUAUCUUAGAGAAUUAUUAUCAGAAUACAAUCCAUCACGUGCAUUGCGGUCACAAAAUUCUGGCCUCUUAAUUAUCCCUAAAAUAUCAAAAGUGUCUAAAGGUGGCAGAUCCUUUUCCUACUUAGCCCCUAAGCUAUGGAAUGAUUUACCAACCGACGUCCGAAAAUCAGAGACAGUAGAUAACUUUAAAUCUAGACUUAAAACUUUUCUCUUUAACAAGGCAUUCGCAUAG
Paramisgurnus dabryanus is the source of this 930-nucleotide messenger RNA. The record is from RefSeq and is a predicted model, not a curated record. NCBI's taxonomy places the organism in Eukaryota, Metazoa, Chordata, Actinopteri, Cypriniformes, Cobitidae.